AUGGAAAAGGACGCAUUGGAAGUUAGGUUGAGGUCAAUCAGACAUUCACUGGGCAAGAGUACUAAGCCUUUACCAGGAAAAUAUAAGAAUACUCUAGGAGAGCGACUUAUUACCAAAUGGAGGUACAAGAAGAAAUCCUAUGAUGAAAGUUCAAUGCUGCCUAAAAAAUGUAAGAAACGUUUGCAAUUGUUUGACGAUCUGGUACAGGAGAGCUCCAAUGAUUUUGUUGGGUUCCGAUUGCACGACCUGCAGGCCUUGUUGGAGAGGACAUGUUCAAUUCAAAAUCAUACAAGGCUCCUGCUCGUUGAAUGGGACGGUCGAUGGGUCAAUCCAUUAACUCUAGCAUCUAAAGGCUGGAAGCCGUAUCGGGGAGAAUCGCAGUCGCAGGUGGCAUUUAAGUGCUGCUGUUGUCACGCCAUUAUGACAAUUUUAUUAUUCAAGAAUGGCGAUGAUGCCGCCGAUUACAGCAUGAAAUUGAAUGAAAAAAUCUGGUACUGCAAUGUAAUUGGUAAUCAUCUUCAAAAGUGUCCAUGGAGGAAAAAUCGGUUUGAUUUAAACAGAGAGUAUUAUUUAAGCCCACAAACCCUUAUAAGAGAAAUUGAGAGAAUUCACGCAGAAAUCGAGAGAAUUGCGUCUGGAUCAAAUGAAUUUAGCCUUAAAAGAAAUUCUUCUCGUAUAUUUCAUUACUUGUCUGAAAAUGAAAUGCAAAAAUUGGCUUUUUUUUUCGAUUGUAAAGAUUACUCUCUUGUGGGUCUGUUGCUUCUUGGCUACACAAAAUUCGAGAAGGAUGAUCUGGUUCAAUGUACGGCUUGCUUUCACCGAGCAUCCCUGAAGAUCUUAGAACAUACGGAAUUUAAUGGACACGCACCAUGGUGUCGGUAUUACAAUAAAGAGUUGUUACCCAAAAUGUUGCUGGAGUUGAUCGACGGGGAGGACAACCUGAUAACAAAAAUGGACGUGGGGGAAAGACUAAAUAAAUUAGAGGCUGUUCUACAAACUUUAUAA
Molecule: messenger RNA, 1005 nt
Organism: Saccharomyces paradoxus
Lineage: Eukaryota; Fungi; Ascomycota; Saccharomycetes; Saccharomycetales; Saccharomycetaceae
Gene: PML39
Product: Pml39p
Exons: 1
Coding region: 1-1005 (334 amino acids)
Molecular function (GO): zinc ion binding
Source: RefSeq, a predicted model, not a curated record